This is a messenger RNA of Angiostrongylus costaricensis, 495 nucleotides long. NCBI's taxonomy places the organism in Eukaryota, Metazoa, Nematoda, Chromadorea, Rhabditida, Metastrongylidae. The record is from the annotation of a GenBank genome assembly.
AUGUCUGUACAAGGAGGUGCAAGUGGUGGUGGGGAUACCACCAACUAUGGAGAUGAUCCUGACGUAGGAGAGGGUUCAGCAAUGGACGCUAGUCGUGACAUUACGCACGUGAAGGCGAUCUUAGAUGAAGCCGGUAUUGUAGACUAUGACCCUCGUGUGGUACAUCUUCUUCUCGACUUACUCUACGCGACAACGUCUGGUUUGCUGACCAAAGCAAAAGCUAUUUCGCAGCAUUGCGGGAAAAUUGUGAUCGAUGAGGCCGAUGUGCAAAUGGCCGUGGACUUUAGUGGUGAGAUGUUCUGUCUUCUGCAACCUAACGUUGAAUGGCGUGACUCAGAUCGAAAUACAACAGAUUUACUGUCGAACAACAGAUCUAUACCAAUUGGGCAAAUGUCGGCUACUGGACCUUAUGUGGAUGAUAGUCUACAACAACUUCGUCCUGAACAUGUUACAAAUCUAUUGAAAAGAUCUAAUGAGGAAGAUUUUGAUGUAUGA